This is a messenger RNA of Cuculus canorus (common cuckoo), 4686 nucleotides long. Its product is annotated as DNA-binding protein RFX2. The coding region runs from base 510 to 2693 and encodes 727 amino acids. Gene Ontology annotation, cellular component: nucleus. Gene Ontology annotation, molecular function: DNA-binding transcription factor activity, RNA polymerase II-specific; RNA polymerase II cis-regulatory region sequence-specific DNA binding. The transcript has 17 exons. NCBI's taxonomy places the organism in Eukaryota, Metazoa, Chordata, Aves, Cuculiformes, Cuculidae. The record is from RefSeq and is a predicted model, not a curated record. Gene Ontology annotation, biological process: regulation of transcription by RNA polymerase II.
GCGGGAUGGAUAAGAGGAUGGGUGGGUGUAACUUAGCUACGCCUUCUCUCCAAUUCCCAAAUGAGCAGAAGGAGCUGCCAUUGGAUGCUGAUGAAAAGGAACAAUUAAGAAUUGUGGCAGGAGCAGUUGAUUUGCCAGGAGACAUGGACAUUCACAUUGUGUGAUUCGGUGUGUGGUUGGCCAGCUUGCUGUCAUCUUCCAGCCUUCCCAUCUUCAAUUUCUCUGAGUGAUGUUUCUUGUUUGUCUUGAAGUGGUGUGGAUAUUGCUGGUCAAUAGUUGUUUGUCAGUCAUUAGUGAGAAUUUGAACAUGACAACACACUUGAAGAAGACCCAUUGGCUUUGGAUUAUGAAGUUACCUCUCCAGCCUUUGCCAAUGCUGUCAUGAUGACAUGGAGUAUCGAGUGGAACUCCAUGAUUAAGGGGAACCCAAAGGAUUGUGGAAUAUUGCUGAAGAGGAGGAGCAUCCAGAGCCUUCCCUUCUCACCAGCUGCACAAAGGAAAUACUGGGAAUGAACUGGCAGCAUGACUGGUGUGAGACUGAAGCCUUUGGUGUUGACCACUGGUCUACCUUUCACUACGAGCAAAGGCUGUAUGAACAGGAUGGCGUCAUCUUACAGAGGGUUUUGGUCCAGGCAGCAGGCUCCGCUCCCAAAGGAGCGCAGAUGCAGCAAAUCUCCGUUCCCAGAGUGCAGCAGGUUCCACAACAGGUGCAAUCCGUGCAGCAUGUAUAUCCAUCCCAGGUCCAGUAUGUGGAAGGAGGAGAAGCUGUUUAUACCAAUGGAACCAUACGAGCUGCCUAUUCCUACAACACCGAAGCUCAGAUUUACGCCCCCAGCAGUGCAGCAUCCUAUUUCGAACCGCAGGGAGGUGGAGCUCAGGUGACUACAGCGGCAUCCUCUCCUACCGCCAUUCCCUCUCACAACAUGGUGGGCAUCACCAUGGACAUUGGGGGAAGUCCGAUCCUCUCCGGCUCGGGAGCCUAUCUCAUUCAUGGGGGGAUGGAAAACACUAGACAUUCUCUGUCACAUACUUCACGCUCCUCUCCAGCAACGCUUGAAAUGGCGAUUGAAAACCUACAAAAAACUGAAGGGAUUACAUCACACAAAAGCAGUUUGCUCAACAGCCAUCUCCAGUGGUUGUUGGACAACUACGAGACGGCGGAAGGUGUCAGCCUUCCCAGGAGCUCUCUCUACAAUCAUUACCUGCGGCACUGUCAGGAGCACAAACUGGAUCCGGUGAAUGCCGCUUCCUUCGGAAAACUGAUCCGUUCAGUAUUCAUGGGGCUGAGGACUCGCCGCCUGGGAACCAGGGGCAACUCCAAAUAUCAUUAUUACGGGAUACGGCUUAAACCAGAGUCUCCGCUGAACCGCUUGCAGGAGGACACCCAGUACAUGGCAAUGAGGCAGCAGCCCGUCCACCAGAAGCAGAGGUACAGACCGGUGCAGAAGAUGGAUGGCAUAGCAGAGAGCGGCUCCCAGAGUAACCCACACACCACGCCGGAGCAAUCGGUCGCUGCUCAAAGUCAACACCAUCAGCAGUUCAUAGAUGUAACCCAUGUCUUUCCCGAGUUCCCAGCCCCUGAUCUCAGUAACGUCCUCUUACAAGAAGGGGUCACCAUGAAUGACGUGAAAACCCUGCAGCUUCUUUACAGGCGACACUGCGAGGCGACUUUGGACGUUGUAAUGAAUCUUCAAUUUCAUUAUAUUGAGAAACUGUGGCAAUCGUUCUGGAAUCCUAAAACACCAUCUAGUGACGGCUCUGCUGCCCUGCCAUCCAGCGAAGAAGAACACGAAGGGACCCUGCCGAAAGAUAAGCUGAUCACCCUGUGCAAAUACGAACCCAUCCUCAAAUGGAUGAGAAGCUGUGACCACAUCUUGUACCAGGCCUUGGUGGAGAUCCUCAUCCCAGACGUGCUCAGACCAGUGCCCAGCACCCUGACGCAGGCGAUUCGUAACUUUGCCAAGAGUUUGGAAGGGUGGCUGAUGAACGCCAUGAGUGAAUUUCCACCCCAGGUUGUCCAGACCAAGGUUGGAGUGGUGAGUGCCUUCGCGCAGACGUUACGGAGAUACACGUCCCUGAACCACCUGGCCCAGGCUGCCCGUGCGGUGCUGCAGAACACUUCCCAGAUAAACCAGAUGCUCAGCGAUCUCAAUCGGGUCGACUUCGCCAACGUGCAGGAACAAGCCUCGUGGGUGUGCCAGUGCGAGGAAGGCAUGGUACAGAAGCUGGAGCAGGAUUUCAAGCUCACUCUACAGCAACAGAGCUCUCUGGACCAGUGGGCUAGUUGGCUGGAUAAUGUUGUUACUCAAGUCCUGAAGCAUCAUGAGGGCAGUCCCAGCUUCCCCAAGGCAGCCAGGCAGUUCCUGUUGAAGUGGUCCUUCUAUAGCUCCAUGGUGAUCCGUGACCUCACCUUGCGCAGCGCUGCCAGCUUUGGUUCCUUCCACCUGAUUCGUCUGCUCUAUGAUGAAUACAUGUUUUAUCUGGUAGAGCAUCGUGUUGCCCAGGCGACGGGGGAGACACCGAUUGCUGUAAUGGGAGAGUUUGGAGACCUCACAUCCCUGUCCCCGACACUGCUGGACAAAGAUGACAUUAGCGACCUGGGCAGCGAGGUGGACACAGACUCCCGGAGCGCAGGGGAGCCGCUGGUGAAACAGGAACGCAGCGACCCCGGCCACUCGCUGCAGGAGAUCUGAAACGGGGACUCGGCUUUUUUCCAGCUGGACGAAGACACCCGGAGCCAGGUUUGACAGUCACAAGCCUGAGUCUCCCUGUGUCUGCGUUAUUAGUGCCUCUUAGUUUCUCUUAUGUUUACUUGUGUUUGAGGAUGGGCUCGAGGGGUGAGCCCAGGCGGCGCUGGGAUGGGGCUGGUUCGUCCGCCUGCUCUCCUGCCUGCUGCCGGCACCACUGCUGGCUGGAGGGCAAAGGUCCAAAGUCUAUGACCAAGUGACAGAAGCCUCCGUGGUCAGUGACAGAUCGGAUGUGCGUGGCUAGGAGAGGCUCUCCUCUCCAACCUGAGCCAGGCAGGCCAACGAGGCUUUCUUUUUCAGGGAAGGUGGUUUGGGUUUCUUCCCCACUUCUCAGACUUCACUGUGAUACAAACUUGAACCAAUCAGUGCCCAAGAAGGAAAAAUGCCUGACCCUUCUCCUCCAGACUUUCAAGACAAACUGUCCUGGCUCUGACUUUGCCAAAUCAUUCGUGCUGGAGAGCACGGGACAGUCCGUCUCUCUCGUACCCGCCCGGGGAGAGGGCUCUGGGCUGCAGAUCCAUCUGGUCCCGGCGGAGCGGUGCGUGUGCAAGUUUGGGACUGACGCCUGCAUGCUCUGGGACUGACGGGUGCUCGAUUUGGGAAUACGGGACGUGCGUUCCCACCUGCUCCCUUGGCUCCCCAGCUUGGCCUUUCAUCGCUGAUCUGCGAAUGCUCCUGGAACACUGUCAGGCCAAACAUACCAAAGGACUCGGAGGAAGCAGCAGCUGGUCACAAAGCGUGUUUGUUGCCCGCUGCACUCUGAUGGGCAAUCCCAUAGCCCGCGCGAUCCCCGUCCUUGCCAGAGGAUCCGGGCAGAGGGGAUCCGCUCCCAUGUCCUGGGUUUUGUAAACUCCUCAAUUCAUGUCCUGCUCAAAUGUUGAAGGUAGGGAAGCUCGCGGGGCUGCGUCCGGAGCGUGGGCGAGGGUGUGCAACUGCAGUGCCUUAGGGUGGGCCCGCGGGCCUGCUUCCCCCCAGCUCUGGGCGAGCCAGCGCAGCUCAAAUUCUGAUCAAACAGCCCUGUCCCGCGUAGCAGCGAGGGGCUCUCCCGGGCCCCGGCUGUGCUCAGCACCACGGUGGCAUUUCCCCUUGCUGUUUCGCUUCUCCUUCUGCGGUGUCAUUGCAGUGGCGGCUCCCGCAGGGUCGAGCUGGGGGAGUUUCUGCCCUGGUGAGGUUUUAUUCUCCCUUUCCAUGUCCUGUGGGGUCUGGGCUGCUGUGGACUACAUGGCAGAGGAGGGGGCUGGAAUCUGUCGUCAAGCCAAAGCCCCGGGACAAAUAUUUCUGUGAAUAAAGGCUGUGUCAUAAAUAGCUUUUAUUAUUAUUAUUAUUAUUCUUUCUAAUGAUACAGUAUUUGAUGUGAGCUUUUCCAGGGGUAUCAUGUACAUUUACAUCAGAGUGUAUUCUAUCCAAAUAUAUUAUUUACUCAUUCUGAGUGGUACUGAGGUAGCUCUGACACUUUACAGCACUUUGCUAAUGGAAAGUAAAAAGAAAGUGUGUAUCGUGGCACAUAUUUCCCUCUUCCUGUCCCAUGCUGUUGUCUGUCAGGGUGACGUUCGUCUGUAAAUGUCUCCUAUCAGAGUAGCAGGAGACAAGUGAAAAAGGUGGUUUCAUUUGUAAAUAACGGCAAUGAACCCUUCCUGGGUCGGAGUCCACACUUCAGAUCCUGCUGGUGAGAUAAGAUGGUCUAAAAAACCAACUGAGCAAUCAAGGCUUAAACUCCCCUGCUCCCACCGAGUGUGAUAUUACCUGCAGCUGGGGCACUGGCUCUGCUUUGCAGCCCCCACCGACCCAGCCCAGCCACCUUCUGCUCACCACGGAUGUGCAAACGAGAUGCUCUGGAGCUGUGCAGCACUGUGCAAGGAGUCUGGAUAACCCCCUAAACCUGAUAUGGACAAAAUUCCCAGCUAAAUCUGAAUAGCAAUAAACAUGUAUCAAAUGCUCA